AUGGCCAACUAUCUCGCUUCCAUCUUCGGAACUGAGCAAGAUAAGGUGAACUGCUCGUUUUACUACAAAAUCGGCGCCUGCCGUCAUGGCGACCGCUGUUCGCGAAAGCACGUCAAGCCAUCAUACUCGCAGACCAUCCUACUACCCAACCUCUACCAAAACCCGCAAUACGACUCCAAGAAUAAGAUGAAUCCCAGCCAGCUUCAGAACCAUUUCGAUGCCUUCUAUGAGGACUUUUGGUGUGAGAUGUGCAAGUAUGGCGAGAUUGAAGAGGUAGUGGUGUGUGAGAAUAAUAACGAUCAUCUGAUCGGAAACGUAUAUGCGAGAUUCAAGUACGAAGACUCUGCGCAAAAGGCCUGUGAUGCGCUGAACUCUCGCUGGUAUGCCGCACGGCCGAUCUAUUGCGAACUAUCUCCCGUCACCGAUUUUCGAGAAGCGUGCUGUCGACUGAAUAGCGGCGAAGGAUGCGUCCGAGGCGGGUUUUGCAAUUUCAUCCAUCGCAAAGAACCUAGCGAGGAGUUGGAUCGAGAGUUGGACCUUUCGACAAAAAAGUGGUUGAGGCUGAGAGGUCGGGACGAACGGAGCAUGACCCGCAGCCCUAGCCCAGAACCGACGAGGAAGCGAUACUGA
Messenger RNA from Microsporum canis CBS 113480, 630 nucleotides. Its product is annotated as splicing factor U2AF subunit. NCBI's taxonomy places the organism in Eukaryota, Fungi, Ascomycota, Eurotiomycetes, Onygenales, Arthrodermataceae. The record is from RefSeq and is a predicted model, not a curated record. Gene Ontology annotation, cellular component: spliceosomal complex; U2AF complex. Gene Ontology annotation, molecular function: pre-mRNA 3'-splice site binding; metal ion binding. Gene Ontology annotation, biological process: mRNA splicing, via spliceosome. The coding region runs from base 1 to 630 and encodes 209 amino acids. The transcript has 3 exons.